Messenger RNA from Clunio marinus, 3254 nucleotides. Lineage: Eukaryota; Metazoa; Arthropoda; Insecta; Diptera; Chironomidae. The record is from the annotation of a GenBank genome assembly.
CUUUCUAUUGAGUUUCUGUCUCGUUUCAUCCAUUUUUACAGUUUGAGAUUUGUUUUGUGAUUUAUAUAUAAGAAAUAGUGUGUUUUGAGUGUUUAAAUCGUGUUAAAAAGUUAUACAAGUGUCGAUUGACUAAGAAGAAAGUGGUAAAUUAUAAGCUUGGUGUUCAGUGAUAGAUGGAAGAUCCCAAUCGCAUGAUGGCUCAUAGCGGUUCAACUCCUUCUUACCCCCAGUCAUAUGGAAUGCCUGAUGCUUCUGUCGUAGAUGACCCUCGCAAACAGGAUAUUGGCGAGAUUCUCCAACAAAUUAUGAACAUCACGGAUCAAUCGCUUGAUGAAGCGCAAGCUCGCAAGCACACUCUUAAUUGUCACCGUAUGAAGCCGGUCUUAUUUGCUGUUCUCUGUGAAAUCAAAGAAAAGACCGUUUUGUCAUUGCGCAACACACAGGAGGAAGAGCCUCCAGAUCCUCAAUUGAUGCGUUUGGAUAACAUGCUUAUCGCUGAAGGUGUUGCUGGGCCAGAAAAGGGUGGUGGUGCUGGUGCCGCUGCUUCUGCUUCUGCUGCUGCAUCAGAAGAUUUUUCGGACUUAACUGGAGGACAAGAUAACGCAAUUGAACAUUCAGAUUACCGUGCAAAACUGGCUCAAAUUCGCCAAAUUUAUCAUCAAGAGUUGGAGAAAUAUGAACAAGCUUGCAGUGAGUUUACAACUCAUGUCAUGAAUUUGCUACGUGAACAGAGUCGAACAAGGCCCAUUACUCCAAAAGAGAUUGAACGAAUGGUGCAGAUCAUUCACAAGAAAUUCAGCUCCAUUCAAAUGCAAUUGAAGCAGUCGACAUGCGAAGCUGUCAUGAUACUGAGAUCUCGUUUCCUCGAUGCAAGACGCAAGCGAAGAAAUUUCAGCAAACAAGCUUCCGAGAUUCUCAAUGAAUAUUUUUACAGCCACCUAAGUAAUCCGUACCCAUCAGAAGAAGCAAAGGAAGAGCUCGCUCGUAAGUGCGGCAUAACAGUGUCACAAGUUUCUAACUGGUUUGGAAAUAAACGCAUUCGCUAUAAGAAGAAUAUUGGAAAGGCACAAGAAGAAGCAAACUUAUAUGCAGCUAAGAAGGCCGCUGGUGCCAGUCCCUACUCAAUGGGAGGGCCAGCUAGUGGUGCCGCUACACCAAUGAUGUCACCAGCUCCUGCGCAAGACUCCAUGGGUUACUCACUCGGAUCAGGUGGAUAUGAUCAACAGCAAGCCUACGACGGAAGCAUGGGUUAUGAUCCAAUGCAUCAAGGUAAGGAUCGCGAUGACUUCUGAGUAAAUCCAUAGGAAAACCAAUCAAAUUAAGAUCAGUCUCUCCACUUUAACUUAUUUGCUCCAUACAUAAGUUUUAUUUUAACUCCUUUUUCUUUGUUGUUUAUCAUCAAUCAAACGUAAAGUUAUCAAAACCAAUUUAUUUCUUUAGAUCAAAUUGCAAUCUUUUUUAUCAAUUAGAAUUAAAAUAAUUUGGGUCAGUAAGGAAAGAUUUUUCCUGAUCAAUUAUUUCUUUAUUUUUCAAAAUAAUUUAAGUUACAUGAAUAUGAAAAACUCAUUUAUUUCCGACAGAGAAUAAUUCAAUGAGACUAAAAUGAUGAUUGAUGUCGUGGUUGUAAUUGAAGGAAAGUGUAAUGAAUAAUUUUUAAAACGAAAACCAAUUAGAUCUUAGGAUGCAAACUAUUUGAUUGAAAAAAAAAGCAAAAGUAAAUUAUGUUUGGACAGAUGAGAACAAAAUUUUGACAAAAGAAAAAAAAAAUAAUUCAAUAUUAGAUUUUAAGUGAAAAGUUUUUCACACAAACUUCUUGAAGUAUACUGAACUUGAUUAAUAUUAAUGAAAAAAAUAAGCUUUCGCUUCUCUUUCAUAGAGCACACAAAACACAAUUAAAAAACAAAAGUAUACAAAAAAGAAAGAAGAGAAUCUCUUCAUUCUUCUCACAAUUGAAAAAUAAUAAAAAUCGUUCAAAUUAUUUAAUCGACGAUCAAAUCAGGUCGGAAAACCGUUGAUAUACGAAGCAAAUUAUACGACACAAACAAAUUUACGAAGAGCGAAGAGUCGCAUUUAAAAUUGUUUUUCAAUUAAUGAGUUCAUUGGUCAUAUUUUAAGAUGAAUGAUCUAAAUGAUUUGAAUAAAUGAUUGUCUUCAAUUGCACGAAGUUAAAAAGUUCUGAGAAUACGUGACUUUGCGUAAGUGUCGCAUAAGCGCCGCUUACGCGGGAAAACAAACGUAAUAAGCGUACAUCACGUAAUUUAACGUAUGUAGAGCUUCGUGCAAUUUUACUCAUAUACGUAAAGUGAAAAAAAAAACUUUCAAAGCACUCUAAAAGCUUGGAAAGCUCAUUUAAAUAUUUUCAAAAAGCUUCUUUUUUUGUUUCAACGCUAAAUUUUCAAUGAAAAUUAAAAAAAAUUAAAGUAAAACAAACAAAACAUGUAUACGAAUAACUGCGAAACAGUUGCGUUUCUAAAACUUUUGAAAAUUGAUUAUUUUGUAAGCAAUUUUCGUUGUUUUCGUUUAUUAUCUCAAUGGUAGGAUGCGGAGUUGGCACACAAGAUGUUGUCAUAUCCCAAUCUGACGCUGAUGAUAAAAAAAUAUCAAUCGUUUGAAUUUGCUUGAUGAUAAGAACGAAGAAAAGUAUCAAUUUUUGAUGGCAUUAACUUGAUUUUCCUUCCUUCUAUACUUCCUUAGCUCUGCUUUUAUUAGAAAAUUAAACAAGUUUUGCUUAGUUUGUAAGAUGACACUUUUUGUUUUUCUCUUCUUUCAUCCCUCAUAAAGAUUUUUAAACUUUUUUGUUUCCUUUUCCCAUUUUUUUUGGAUGGUGAAAGAAGAGAAAGAAUUAAAGAAAAUUAAGCUUGAGUAGUUCUGUAAGCAAAAAUAUCCCAUGCCAUGUGGCAGUUUUCUCACAUCACACACAUACACAUAGAUCAUCACUUUCCUGACGUGCUGAUGCAUAAUUUGGAAAAUUACAAAAGAUUAUAAAUAGAACAUGAAAGAAGAAGAUGAGACAUAAACAUAAAUAAAACAAAUUAAUUACAGCAACAUAAAAUAACGAAUGAGUAUACGAGAGCAAAAAACACUUUUUAUUUCAUGAAAUAAAAUAAGAAUAAUAAUAAAGAAAAGUUUGAUUAAUUAUACGAUUUCUAAAAGUAUCUAAAACCAAUAUUUGAUGUGUACUUAAAUUAAAUUUUGAGAAAAAUAAAAGAAAAUGAAAGAUUGAAUAAAAGAAAAUUCUUUUAUGAUCUUGAGAA